This is a messenger RNA of Orycteropus afer afer, 14553 nucleotides long. It is a transcript of the gene RYR1, whose product is annotated as ryanodine receptor 1. Gene Ontology annotation, biological process: calcium ion transmembrane transport; intracellular calcium ion homeostasis. Gene Ontology annotation, molecular function: protein binding; ryanodine-sensitive calcium-release channel activity. The transcript has 106 exons. Gene Ontology annotation, cellular component: sarcoplasmic reticulum membrane; sarcolemma; smooth endoplasmic reticulum. Bases 1 to 14553 code for a protein of 4850 amino acids. Lineage: Eukaryota; Metazoa; Chordata; Mammalia; Tubulidentata; Orycteropodidae. The record is from RefSeq and is a predicted model, not a curated record.
AUGGGUGACGGAGGAGAGGGCGAGGACGAGGUCCAGUUCCUGCGAACGGAUGACGAGGUGGUCCUGCAGUGCAGCGCCACGGUGCUCAAGGAGCAGCUGAAGCUAUGUCUGGCUGCCGAGGGCUUCGGUAACCGCCUCUGCUUCCUGGAGCCCACCAGCAACGCCCAGAAUGUGCCCCCUGACCUGGCCAUUUGCUGCUUCAUGCUGGAGCAGUCACUGUCCGUCCGUGCCCUGCAGGAGAUGCUGGCCAACACCGUGGAAGCUGGUGUGGAGUCAUCGCAGGGUGGGGGACACAGGACGCUCUUGUAUGGCCAUGCCAUCCUGCUUCGGCACGCCCACAGCCGCAUGUAUCUGAGUUGUCUCACCACCUCCCGGUCCAUGACCGACAAGCUGGCCUUCGACGUGGGACUGCAGGAGGAUGCCACAGGCGAGGCCUGCUGGUGGACUAUGCACCCAGCCUCCAAGCAGAGGUCAGAAGGGGAAAAGGUCCGUGUUGGAGAUGACCUCAUCCUUGUCAGUGUCUCCUCCGAGCGCUACCUGCACCUGUCAACAGCCAGUGGAGAGCUCCAGGUUGACGCCUCCUUCAUGCAGACACUGUGGAACAUGAAUCCCAUCUCUUCUGGCUGUGAAGAGGGCUAUGUGACUGGGGGCCAUGUCCUCCGCCUCUUUCAUGGACACAUGGAUGAAUGUCUGACCAUUUCUGCAGCUGACAGUGAAGACCAACGCAGACUUGUCCACUAUGAGGGGGGUUCUGUGUGCACCCAUGCCCGCUCCCUCUGGAGACUGGAGCCACUGAGAAUCAGCUGGAGUGGGAGCCACCUGCGCUGGGGCCAGCCUCUUCGCAUCCGCCAUGUCACCACAGGGCGGUACCUGGGGCUCACCGAGGACCAGGGCCUGGUAGUGGUCGAUGCUGCCAAGGCCCACACCAAGGCCACCUCCUUCUGCUUUCGCAUCUCCAAGGAAAAGCUGGAUACAGCCCCCAAGCGGGACAUAGACGGCAUGGGCCCCCCUGAGAUCAAAUAUGGAGAGUCGCUGUGCUUCGUGCAGCAUGUGGCCUCAGGCCUGUGGCUCACCUAUGCUGCCCCGGACCCCAAGGCCCUGAGGCUUGGCGUGCUCAAGAAGAAGGCCAUGCUCCACCAGGAAGGCCACAUGGACGAUGCACUGUUCCUGAGCCGCUGUCAGCAGGAGGAGUCCCAGGCGGCCCGCAUGAUCCACAGCACCGCCGCCCUGUAUAACCACUUCAUCAAGAGUCUGGACAGCUUCAGCGGGAAGCCGCGGGGCGCGGGGCCGCCGGCUGGUACUGCGCUGCCCAUAGAGGGCGUCAUCCUGAGCCUGCAGGACCUCAUCGGUUACUUCGAGCCGCCCUCUGAGGAGCUGCAGCAUGAGGAAAAGCAGAGCAAGCUGCGCAGUCUGCGCAACCGCCAGAGCCUCUUCCAGGAGGAGGGAAUGCUCUCCCUGGUCCUGAAUUGCAUUGACCGCCUAAAUGUCUACACUACUGCUGCCCACUUUGCUGAAUUUGCAGGGGAGGAGGCAGCUGAGUCCUGGAAAGAGAUUGUGAACCUGCUCUAUGAACUCCUGGCCUCUCUGAUCCGCGGCAACCGCUCCAACUGUGCCCUCUUCUCUACAAACUUGGACUGGCUGGUCAGCAAGCUUGAUCGGCUAGAGGCCUCAUCUGGGAUCCUGGAGGUGUUGUACUGUGUCCUGAUUGAGAGUCCCGAGGUCCUGAACAUCAUCCAGGAGAACCACAUCAAGUCCAUCAUCUCCCUCUUGGACAAGCAUGGGAGGAACCACAAGGUCCUGGAUGUGCUGUGUUCCCUGUGUGUGUGCAAUGGUGUGGCCGUGCGUUCCAACCAAGAUCUAAUUACUGAGAACUUGCUCCCUGGCCGAGAGCUUCUGCUGCAGACCAACCUCAUCAACUAUGUUACCAGCAUCCGCCCCAACAUCUUUGUGGGCCGAGCGGAGGGCUCCACACAGUAUGGCAAAUGGUACUUUGAAGUGAUGGUAGAUGAGGUGGUUCCAUUUCUGACAGCUCAGGCCACCCACCUGCGGGUGGGCUGGGCCCUCACAGAGGGCUACAGCCCUUACCCCGGGGGAGGUGAAGGCUGGGGCGGCAACGGAGUGGGCGAUGACCUCUAUUCCUACGGCUUUGAUGGGCUGCAUCUAUGGACAGGACACGUGGCACGCCCAGUGACUUCUCCAGGGCAGCACCUCUUGGCCCCUGAAGAUGUAGUCAGCUGCUGCCUGGACCUCAGUGUGCCGUCCAUCUCCUUCCGCAUCAAUGGCUGUCCUGUGCAAGGCGUCUUUGAGGCCUUCAACCUUGAUGGGCUCUUCUUCCCUGUUGUCAGCUUCUCGGCGGGUGUCAAGGUGCGGUUCCUCCUUGGUGGCCGCCAUGGUGAAUUCAAGUUCCUCCCCCCACCUGGGUAUGCCCCAUGUCAUGAGGCUGUGCUCCCACGAGAACGACUCCAUCUUGAACCUAUCAAGGAAUAUCGACGGGAGGGACCUCGGGGCCCCCACCUGGUGGGCCCCAGCCGCUGCCUCUCACAUACCGACUUUGUGCCCUGCCCUGUGGACACCGUCCAGAUCGUCCUGCCUCCCCAUUUGGAACGCAUUCGGGAGAAGCUGGCAGAGAACAUCCAUGAGCUCUGGGCACUGACUCGCAUUGAGCAGGGCUGGACCUAUGGCCCGGUUCGGGAUGACAAUAAGAGGCUGCACCCGUGUCUUGUGGACUUCCAUAGCCUCCCAGAGCCUGAAAGGAAUUACAACCUGCAGAUGUCCGGAGAGACACUCAAGACCUUGCUGGCGCUGGGCUGCCACGUGGGCAUGGCAGACGAGAAGGCAGAGGACAACCUGAAGAAGACAAAACUCCCCAAGACGUACAUGAUGAGCAAUGGGUACAAGCCGGCUCCUCUAGACCUGAGCCACGUGCGGCUGACGCCAGCGCAGACGACACUGGUGGAUCGGCUGGCAGAGAAUGGGCACAAUGUGUGGGCACGAGACCGCGUGGCUCAGGGCUGGAGCUACAGCGCCGUGCAGGACAUCCCCGCACGCCGAAACCCUCGCCUCGUGCCCUACCGCCUGCUGGACGAGGCCACCAAGCGCAGCAACCGGGACAGCCUGUGCCAGGCCGUGCGCACCCUGCUGGGCUAUGGCUACAACAUCGAGCCACCUGACCAGGAACCCAGUCUGGUGGAGAGCCAGUCUCGUUGGGAUCGAGUGCGCAUCUUCCGGGCAGAGCGAUCCUAUGCAGUGCAGAGUGGCCGCUGGUACUUCGAGUUUGAGGCUGUCACCACGGGCGAGAUGCGAGUGGGCUGGGCCAGGCCCGAGCUGCGGCCUGAUGUUGAGCUGGGAGCUGACGAGCUGGCCUAUGUCUUCAAUGGGCACCGCGGCCAGCGCUGGCACUUGGGCAGUGAACUGUUUGGGCGUCCCUGGCAACCUGGUGAUGUGGUUGGCUGCAUGAUCGACCUCUCAGAGAACAACAUUAUCUUCACCCUCAAUGGCGAGAUCCUCAUGUCUGACUCUGGCUCCGAAACUGCCUUCCGGGAUAUUGAGAUCAGAGAUGGCUUCCUGCCCGUCUGCAGCUUGGGACCUGGCCAGGUGGGUCACCUGAACCUGGGCCAGGACGUGAGCUCCCUGAGGUUCUUUACCAUCUGCGGCCUCCAGGAAGGAUUUGAACCCUUUGCCAUCAACAUGCAGCGCCCAGUCACCACCUGGUUCAGCAAAAGCCUCCCCCAAUUUCAGGCUGUGCCCCCUGAGCAUCCCCACUAUGAGGUUUCCCGUGUGGACGGCACCGUGGACACACCCCCCUGCCUGCGCCUGACCCACCGCACAUGGGGCUCCCAGAACAGUCUAGUGGAGAUGCUCUUUCUACGGAUGAGCCUCCCAGUCCAGUUCCACCAGCAUUUCCGCUGCACUGCAGGGGCCACCCCACUGGCACCGCCAGGCCUGCAGCCCCCGGCUGAGGACGAGGCCCGGGCUGCAGAACCCGACCCCGACUACGAAAACCUGCGCCGCUCAGCUGGGCGCUGGGGCGAAGCUGAGGGGGGCAAAGAGGGAACUGCCAAGGAGGGAGCACCCGGAGGCACCCCGCAGGCUGGGGGAGAGGCCCAGCCCACCAGGGUGGAGAAUGAAAAGGAUGCAACCACUGAGAAGAACAAGAAGAGGGGGUUCUUAUUCAAGGCCAAGAAAGCCGCCAUGAUGACCCAACCACCAGCCACUCCCACUCUACCCCGACUCCCUCAUGAUGUGGUGCCUGCCGACAACCGUGAUGACCCUGAGAUCAUCCUCAACACCACAACGUACUAUUACUCCGUGAGGGUCUUUGCCGGUCAAGAGCCCAGCUGCGUGUGGGUGGGCUGGGUCACCCCUGACUACCAUCAGCAUGACAUGAACUUCGACCUCAGCAAGGUCCGGGCAGUGACAGUGACCAUGGGGGAUGAACAAGGCAACAUCCACAGCAGCCUCAAGUGCAGCAACUGCUACAUGGUGUGGGGCGGGGACUUUGUGAGUCCCGGGCAACAGGGCCGCAUCAGCCACACGGACCUCAUCAUUGGCUGCCUGGUGGACUUGGCCACUGGCUUAAUGACCUUUACAGCCAAUGGCAAAGAGAGCAACACCUUCUUCCAGGUGGAACCCAACACGAAGCUGUUUCCUGCUAUCUUUGUCCUGCCCACCAACCAGAAUGUUGUCCAGUUUGAGUUGGGGAAGCUGAAGAACAUCAUGCCGUUGUCAGCCGCUAUGUUCCUGAGUGAGCGCAAGAACCCGGUCCCCCAGUGCCCACCGCGCCUCGAGCUGCAGAUGCUGAUGCCUGUUUCCUGGAGCCGCAUGCCCAACCACUUCCUGCAGGUGGAGACGCGGCGUGCGGGCGAGCGGCUGGGCUGGGCUGUGCAGUGUGAGGAGCCGCUGACCAUGAUGGCGCUCCACAUCCCCGAGGAGAACCGGUGCAUGGAUGUCCUGGAGUUGUCGGAGCGCCUGGAUCUGCAGCGCUUCCAUUCUCACACCCUGCGCCUCUACCGCGCUGUGUGCGCGCUGGGCAACAACCGCGUGGCGCAUGCGCUGUGCAGCCACGUGGAUCAGGCGCAGCUGCUGCACACGCUGGAGGACGCCCACUUGCCGGGCCCGCUGCGGGCAGGCUACUACGACCUCCUCAUCAGCAUCCACCUCGAAAGCGCCUGCCGCAGUCGCCGCACCAUGCUCUCUGAGUACAUCGUGCCCCUCACGCCCGAGACCCGCGCCAUCACGCUCUUCCCACCUGGCAAAGGCGCUAGUAACGGCCCUUGCCACCACGGCCUGCCUGGCGUGGGGGUCACCACCUCGCUGCGGCCCCCACAUCAUUUCGCACCCCCCUGUUUCGUGACGACCCUGACGGCUGCUAAGAUGGUGGAUGACCCGGCCCGCCUCAGCCCCGCCAUCCCUCUGGAGGCCCUGCGGGACAAGGCACUGAGAAUGCUGGGGGAGGCGGUGCGAGACGGUGGGCAGCACGCACGCGACCCCGUCGGGGGCUCUGUGGAGUUCCAGUUUGUGCCGGUGCUCAAGCUUGUGUCUACUUUGCUGGUGAUGGGUGUCUUUGAUGAUGAGGAUGUAAAACAGAUCCUGAAGAUGAUUGAGCCUGAAGUGUUCACUGAGGAAGAAGAGGAAGAGGAGGAGGAGGAGGAGGAAGAGGAGGAUGAAGAAGAGAAGGAGGAGGAUGAAGAGGAAGAGGCAGAGGAGAAGGAAGAUGAGGAAAAAGAAGAAGAUGAGGCAGCAGAAGGAGAAAAAGAAGAGAGCUUGGAGGAGGGGCUGCUUCAGAUGAAGUUGCCAGAGUCCGUGAAACUACAGAUGUGCCACCUGCUGGAGUAUUUCUGUGACCAAGACCUCCAGCACCGUGUGGAGUCCAUGGCAGCCUUUGCAGAGCGCUAUGUGGACAAGCUCCAGGCCAAUCAACGGAACCGCUAUGGCCUCCUCAUGAAAGCCUUCACCAUGACUGCAGCUGAGACUGCCCGGCGUACUCGCGAGUUCCGAUCCCCACCCCAGGAGCAGAUCAACAUGCUAUUGCAGUUCAAAGAUGGUGAAGAUGAGGAAGAUUGUCCUCUUCCUGAGGAAAUUCGACAGGACUUGCUUGACUUUCAUCAAGACCUGCUGACACACUGUGGAAUUCAGCUGGAGGGGGUGGAGGAAGAACCAGAGGAAGAGGCCACUUUGGGAAGCCGCCUAAUGAGCCUGUUGGAGAAAGUGCGGUUGGUGAAGAAGAAAGAGGAGAAGUCUGAAGAGGAGCCUCCAGCUGAGGAAAAAAAACCCCGUGAGAACUGUGGACAUCAGGGAGGUUACAGGGUUUGGGCCCCUGUGCUUGGAAACAUAAUGAACAACAAAGUCUUCUACCAACAUCCGAACCUGAUGCGGGCGCUGGGCAUGCACGAGACAGUCAUGGAGGUCAUGGUGAACGUCCUUGGGGGCGGCGAGUCCAAGGAGAUCCGCUUCCCCAAGAUGGUGACAAGUUGCUGCCGCUUCCUUUGUUACUUCUGCCGCAUCAGCCGGCAGAACCAGCGCUCCAUGUUUGACCAUCUGAGCUACCUGCUGGAGAAUAGUGGCAUCGGCCUGGGCAUGCAGGGCUCCACGCCCCUGGAUGUGGCAGCUGCCUCUGUGAUUGACAACAAUGAACUGGCCUUGGCAUUGCAGGAGCAGGACCUGGAAAAGGUGGUGUCCUACCUGGCAGGCUGCGGCCUCCAAAGCUGCCCUAUGCUCCUGGCCAAAGGGUACCCGGACAUCGGCUGGAACCCGUGUGGCGGUGAACGCUACCUCGACUUCUUGCGAUUCGCCGUUUUCGUCAAUGGCGAGAGCGUGGAGGAGAACGCCAACGUGGUGGUGCGCCUGCUCAUCCGCAAGCCCGAGUGCUUCGGGCCUGCGCUGCGGGGCGAGGGCGGCUCGGGGCUGCUGGCCGCCAUCGAGGAAGCCAUCCGCAUCUCGGAAGACCCCGCGCGGGACGGCCCGGGCGUGCGCAGGGACCGGCGGCGAGAGCACUUCGGGGAGGAGCCCCCUGAGGAAAACCGUGUGCACCUGGGACACGCUAUCAUGUCCUUCUAUGCCGCCUUGAUCGACCUGCUAGGACGCUGCGCACCGGAGAUGCAUCUGAUUCAGGCCGGCAAGGGCGAGGCCCUGCGGAUCCGUGCCAUCCUGCGCUCCCUCGUGCCCCUGGAAGACCUCGUGGGCAUCAUCAGCCUCCCGCUACAGAUCCCCACCCUGGGCAAAGACGGGGCUCUGGUACAGCCAAAGAUGUCGGCAUCCUUUGUGCCGGACCACAAGGCUUCCAUGGUGCUCUUCCUGGACCGCGUGUAUGGCAUCGAGAACCAGGACUUCUUGUUGCAUGUGCUGGAUGUGGGGUUCUUGCCUGACAUGAGGGCGGCCGCCUCGCUGGACACGGCCACUUUCAGCACCACGGAGAUGGCGCUGGCGCUGAACCGCUACCUCUGUCUGGCCGUGCUGCCGCUCAUCACCAAGUGCGCGCCUCUCUUUGCGGGCACGGAGCACCGCGCCAUCAUGGUGGACUCAAUGCUGCACACCGUGUACCGCCUGUCCCGCGGCCGCUCGCUCACCAAGGCGCAGCGCGACGUCAUCGAGGACUGCCUUAUGGCGCUCUGCAGGUACAUCCGCCCGUCCAUGCUGCAGCACCUGCUGCGGCGGCUGGUGUUCGACGUGCCCAUCCUCAAUGAGUUCGCCAAGAUGCCGCUCAAGCUCCUUACGAACCACUAUGAGCGUUGCUGGAAGUACUACUGCCUUCCCACAGGCUGGGCCAACUUUGGGGUCACUUCGGAGGAAGAACUGCACCUAACUCGUAAACUCUUCUGGGGCAUCUUUGACUCCUUGGCCCAUAAGAAGUAUGACCCGGAGCUGUACCGAAUGGCCAUGCCUUGUCUGUGCGCCAUUGCAGGGGCCCUGCCCCCUGACUACGUGGAUGCCUCAUACUCAUCCAAGGCUGAGAAAAAGGCCACAGUGGACGCUGAAGGCAACUUUGACCCACGGCCCGUGGAGACUCUCAAUGUGAUCAUCCCGGAGAAGCUCGACUCCUUCAUUAACAAAUACGCGGAGUACACACACGAGAAGUGGGCCUUCGACAAGAUCCAGAACAGCUGGUCCUACGGAGAGAACAUAGAUGAAGAAUUGAAGACCCAUCCCAUGCUCAGGCCCUACAAGACCUUCUCAGAGAAGGACAAAGAGAUCUACCGCUGGCCCAUUAAGGAGUCCUUGAAGGCCAUGAUUGCCUGGGAGUGGACUAUAGAAAAGGCCAGGGAGGGUGAGGAAGAGAAGACGGAGAAGAAAAAAACACGGAAGAUAUCCCAGAGUGCCCAGACCUACGACCCACGAGAGGGCUACAAUCCCCAGCCUCCUGACCUCAGCGGAGUUACCCUGUCACGGGAGCUGCAGGCCAUGGCAGAACAGCUAGCGGAAAAUUACCACAACACGUGGGGGCGGAAGAAGAAGCAGGAGCUGGAGGCCAAGGGCGGUGGGACCCACCCCCUGCUGGUCCCUUACGAUACGCUCACUGCCAAGGAGAAGGCGCGAGAUCGAGAAAAGGCCCAAGAGCUGCUGAAGUUCCUGCAGAUGAACGGCUACGCGGUCACCAGAGGCCUUAAGGAUAUGGAGCUGGACACGUCAUCCAUCGAGAAGCGGUUUGCCUUUGGCUUCCUGCAGCAGUUGCUGCGCUGGAUGGACAUUUCCCAGGAAUUCAUUGCCCACCUGGAGGCUGUGGUCAGCAGUGGGAGAGUGGAAAAGUCUCCACAUGAGCAGGAGAUUAAAUUCUUUGCCAAGAUCCUGCUCCCCUUGAUUAACCAGUACUUUACCAACCACUGUCUCUAUUUCCUGUCCACACCAGCCAAGGUGCUGGGCAGUGGUGGACACGCCUCCAACAAAGAGAAGGAAAUGAUUACCAGCCUCUUCUGCAAACUCGCUGGUCUUGUCCGUCACCGAGUCUCUCUCUUCGGGACUGAUGCCCCAGCUGUGGUCAACUGCCUGCACAUCCUGGCUCGCUCCCUGGAUGCCAGGACUGUAAUGAAGUCAGGCCCGGAGAUCGUGAAGGCCGGCCUCCGCUCCUUCUUCGAGAGUGCUUCCGAGGACAUUGAGAAGAUGGUUGAGAACCUUCGGCUAGGCAAGGUGUCCCAGGCACGGACCCAGGUGAAGGGAGUGGGCCAGAACCUCACCUACACCACGGUGGCCCUGCUGCCUGUUCUCACCACCCUCUUCCAGCACAUCGCCCAGCACCAGUUUGGAGAUGACGUCAUCCUGGAUGAUGUCCAGGUCUCCUGCUACCGAACUCUGUGCAGUAUCUACUCUCUGGGGACCACCAAGAGCACUUACGUGGAAAAGCUGCGUCCUGCCCUCGGGGAGUGCCUGGCCCGGCUGGCAGCUGCCAUGCCCGUGGCAUUCUUGGAACCUCAGCUGAACGAGUAUAACGCCUGCUCAGUGUACACCACCAAGUCUCCCCGGGAGCGGGCCAUCCUGGGGCUCCCGAACAGCGUGGAGGAGAUGUGCCCUGACAUCCCAGUGCUGGAGAGGCUCAUGGCAGACAUCGGGGGGCUGGCCGAGUCGGGGGCCCGCUACACGGAGAUGCCGCAUGUCAUCGAGAUCACGCUGCCCAUGCUCUGCAGCUACUUGCCCCGCUGGUGGGAGUACGGGCCUGAGGCGCCGGCCCCUGCCCUGCCCGCUGGGGCCCCUCCACCCUGCACAGAGGUCACCUCCGACCACCUCAACUCCUUGUUGGGGAAUAUCUUGCGAAUAAUCGUCAACAACCUGGGUAUUGACGAGGCCUCGUGGAUGAAGCGACUUGCUGUGUUUGCCCAGCCCAUUGUGAGCCGGGCCAGGCCUGAGCUCCUGCACUCACACUUCAUCCCAACCAUUGGGCGGCUGCGCAAGCGGGCGGGGAAGGUGGUAGCUGAAGAGGAGCAGCUGCGCCUGGAGGCCAAGGCCGAAGCCCAGGAGGGUGAGCUCCUGGUGCGAGACGAGUUCUCUGUGCUCUGUCGGGACCUGUACGCCCUCUAUCCGCUGCUCAUCCGCUACGUGGACAACAACAGGGCGCAGUGGCUGACAGAGCCCAAUCCCAACGCAGAGGAGCUGUUCAGGAUGGUGGGCGAAAUCUUCAUCUACUGGUCCAAGUCGCAUAAUUUUAAGCGUGAGGAACAGAACUUUGUGGUCCAGAAUGAAAUCAACAAUAUGUCAUUCCUGACUGCUGACAGCAAGAGCAAGAUGGCCAAGGCAGGAGAUGUACAGUCAGGUGGCUCAGACCAGGAACGCACCAAGAAGAAGCGCCGGGGGGAUCGGUACUCAGUACAGACGUCACUGAUUGUGGCCACACUUAAGAAGAUGCUGCCCAUUGGCCUGAACAUGUGUGCGCCCACCGACCAGGACCUCAUCAUGCUGGCCAAGACCCGCUAUGCCCUGAAAGACACAGAUGAGGAGGUCCGCGAGUUCCUGCAAAACAACCUUCACCUUCAGGGAAAGGUCGAAGGCUCCCCGUCUCUGCGCUGGCAGAUGGCGCUGUACCGGGGUCUCCCAGGACGCGAGGAGGACGCCGAUGAUCCUGAGAAAAUCGUGCGCAGAGUCCAAGAAGUGUCCGCCGUGCUCUACCAUUUGGAGCAGACAGAGCAUCCUUACAAGUCCAAGAAGGCGGUGUGGCACAAACUUCUGUCCAAGCAGCGCCGGCGGGCGGUCGUGGCCUGUUUCCGCAUGACCCCUCUGUACAACCUGCCCACGCACCGGGCAUGUAACAUGUUUCUGGAGAGUUACAAGGCUGGCUGGAUCUUGACUGAAGACCACAGCUUUGAGGACCGCAUGAUAGAUGACCUUUCAAAAGCUGGAGAGCAAGAGGAAGAGGAGGAAGAGCAGGAAGAGAAGAAGCCAGACCCCCUCCACCAGCUGGUCCUGCACUUCAGCCGCACGGCCCUGACUGAAAAGAGCAAACUGGAUGAGGAUUACCUGUAUAUCGCGUAUGCGGAUAUCAUGGCAAAGAGCUGCCACCUAGAGGACACAGAGGAGAGCGUGCCAGUCGAAGAAGAGGUUGAGGUUUCCUUUGAGGAGAAGGAGAUGGAGAAGCAGCGGCUACUGUACCAGCAGGCGCGGCUGCACAACCGGGGGGCCGCCGAGAUGGUUCUGCAGAUGAUCAGCGCCUGCAAAGGAGAGACAGGCGCCAUGGUGUCCUCCACUCUGAAGCUGGGCAUCUCCAUCCUGAAUGGAGGCAAUGCGGAGGUGCAGCAGAAAAUGCUGGAUUAUCUGAAGGACAAGAAGGAAGUUGGCUUCUUCCAGAGUAUCCAGGCGCUGAUGCAGACAUGCAGCGUCCUGGAUCUCAAUGCCUUCGAGAGACAGAACAAGGCAGAGGGCCUGGGCAUGGUAAAGGAGGAUGGAACUGUCAUCAGUCGCCAGAACGGAGAGAAGGUCAUGGCAGAUGAUGAAUUCACCCAGGACCUGUUCCGGUUCCUGCAGUUGCUCUGCGAGGGCCACAACAAUGAUUUCCAAAACUACCUGCGGACACAGACCGGGAACACGACCACUAUUAACAUCAUCAUCUGCACAGUGGACUAUCUCUUGCGGCUGCAGGAGUCCAUCAGCGACUUCUACUGGUACUACUCAGGCAAAGAUGUCAUUGAGGAGCAAGGCAAGAGGAACUUUUCCAAGGCCAUGUCAGUGGCUAAACAGGUGUUCAACAGCCUCACCGAGUACAUCCAGGGUCCCUGCACAGGGAACCAGCAAAGCCUGGCGCACAGCCGCCUCUGGGACGCCGUGGUGGGAUUCCUGCACGUAUUUGCCCACAUGAUGAUGAAGCUCGCUCAGGACUCAAGCCAAAUUGAACUGUUGAAGGAGCUACUGGAUCUACAGAAGGACAUGGUGGUGAUGCUGCUGUCACUACUGGAAGGGAACGUGGUGAACGGCACAAUUGCCCGGCAGAUGGUGGACAUGCUCGUAGAAUCCUCGUCCAAUGUGGAAAUGAUACUCAAGUUCUUUGACAUGUUCCUGAAACUCAAGGACAUCAUGGGCUCUGAGGCCUUCCGGGAUUAUGUCACCGAUCCCCGUGGUCUCAUCUCCAAAAAAGACUUCCAGAAGGCCAUGGACAGCCAGAAGCAGUUCACGGGACCAGAAAUCCAAUUCCUGCUUUCGUGCUCCGAAGCAGACGAGAACGAGAUGAUCAACUGUGAGGAGUUCGCCAACCGCUUCGAGGAGCCGGCCCGAGACAUCGGCUUCAACGUGGCGGUGCUGCUGACCAACCUGUCGGAGCACGUGCCUCACGACCAGCGCCUGCGCAACUUCCUCGAGCUGGCCGAGAGCAUCCUCGAGUACUUCCGGCCCUACCUGGGCCGCAUCGAGAUCAUGGGCGCCUCCCGCCGCAUCGAGCGGAUCUACUUCGAGAUCUCGGAGACCAAUCGCGCCCAGUGGGAGAUGCCCCAGGUGAAGGAGUCCAAGCGCCAGUUCAUCUUCGACGUGGUGAACGAGGGCGGCGAGGCCGAGAAGAUGGAGCUCUUCGUGAGCUUCUGCGAGGACACCAUCUUCGAGAUGCAGAUCGCCGCGCAGAUCUCGGAGCCCGAGGGCGAGCCCCAGGAGGACGAGGACGUGACGGAGCUCUUGGCCGGCAUGCCCGACCCCACGGGCGACGAGGUGCACGGCGAGCAGCCUGCGGGGGCCGGCGACGACGCAGACGGCGAGGGCGCAGGCGACGCGGCGGAGGGCGUCGGGGACGAGGAGGCGGCAGUGGGCGAGGCCGGGCAGGAAGGCGCCGAAGGGGCCGUGGUGGCGGCCGAAGGCGGGCCUUUCCGGCCAGAAGGGACUGGCGGCCUUGGGGACAUGGGCGACACGACACCAGCCGAGCCACCCACGCCAGAGGGCUCCCCGAUCCUAAAGAGGAAGCUGGGGGUGGAAGGAGAGGAGGAGAAGCUGCCCACAGAGCCCCAACCAGAGCCGGAGCCUGAGCCAGAGCCUGAGAAAGCCGAUGCCGAGAAUGGAGAGAAGGAGGGAGUCCCAGAACCUCCACCAGAGCCCCCCAAGAAGACAGAAGCUUCCUCACCCCCUCCAAAGAAGGAGGAAGCCAAGGGUGGGGGUAUGGAAUUCUGGGAAGAACUGGAAGUGCAGAGGGUGAAGUUCUUGAACUACCUCUCUCGGAACUUUUACACCCUGCGAUUCCUUGCCCUCUUCUUGGCGUUUGCUAUCAACUUCAUCUUGCUGUUCUAUAAGGUGUCCGACUCUCCACCAGGGGAGGAUGACAUGGAGGGUUCAGCAGCAGGGGCCGUGUCAGACACAGGGUCUGGCGGUGGCUCUGGCUGGGGCUCGGGGGCCGGUGAGGAGGCAGAGGGUGACGAGGAUGAGAACAUGGUGUACUACUUCCUGGAAGAAAGCACAGGCUACAUGGAGCCUGCGCUGCGGUGCUUGAGCUUGCUGCAUACGCUGGUGGCCUUUCUCUGCAUCAUUGGCUACAACUGUCUCAAGGUGCCCCUGGUGAUCUUCAAGCGGGAGAAGGAGCUGGCCCGAAAGCUGGAGUUUGACGGCCUCUACAUCACGGAGCAGCCUGAGGAUGACGACGUUAAGGGGCAGUGGGACCGCCUUGUGCUCAACACGCCAUCUUUCCCCAGCAACUACUGGGACAAGUUUGUGAAGCGGAAGGUCCUGGACAAGCACGGCGACAUCUAUGGGCGGGAGCGGAUUGCCGAGCUGCUGGGCAUGGAUCUGGCCACACUGGAGAUCACGGCCCACAACGAGCGGAAGCCUGAGCCACCACCCGGGCUGCUCACCUGGCUCAUGUCCAUUGACGUCAAGUACCAGAUCUGGAAGUUCGGGGUCAUCUUCACAGACAACUCCUUUCUAUACCUGGGAUGGUACAUGGUGAUGUCGCUCCUCGGGCACUACAACAACUUCUUCUUUGCUGCCCACCUCCUGGACAUUGCCAUGGGGGUCAAGACACUGCGUACCAUUCUCUCCUCUGUCACCCACAACGGGAAACAGCUGGUGAUGACCGUGGGCCUCCUGGCAGUGGUGGUCUACCUGUACACGGUGGUGGCCUUCAACUUCUUCCGCAAGUUCUACAACAAGAGUGAGGAUGAAGAUGAGCCUGACAUGAAGUGUGAUGACAUGAUGACGUGUUACCUGUUCCACAUGUACGUGGGUGUCCGGGCUGGCGGGGGCAUCGGGGAUGAGAUCGAGGACCCAGCAGGCGAUGAGUAUGAGCUGUACCGGGUGGUCUUUGACAUCACAUUCUUCUUCUUCGUCAUUGUCAUCCUACUGGCCAUCAUCCAGGGUCUCAUCAUUGACGCUUUCGGUGAGCUCCGAGACCAGCAAGAGCAAGUGAGGGAAGAUAUGGAGACCAAGUGCUUCAUCUGUGGAAUCGGCAGUGACUACUUCGACACGACACCACAUGGGUUCGAGACCCACACGUUAGAGGAGCACAACCUGGCCAAUUACAUGUUUUUCCUGAUGUAUCUGAUAAACAAGGAUGAGACAGAGCACACGGGUCAGGAAUCUUAUGUCUGGAAGAUGUACCAGGAGAGAUGUUGGGAUUUCUUUCCGGCUGGUGACUGUUUCCGCAAGCAGUAUGAGGACCAGCUUAGCUGA